AUGGAGUUCAAUAGCUUAGAUGACUUUAGAGAGGCCAUCCGUGAGUGGACAGUAUUAAAUGGGAGGGAAAUUACCUUUGUAAAAAAUGAGGGCUAUAGAGUGAGGGUUGAAUGCAAGGCCAAAUGUGGUUUUUUAAUGCUUUGCUCUAAGGUGGGCCAUAAGCACACUUAUGCCAUAAAGACUAUAAAAGAUACCCACACAUGUGCUAGGGUUUUGGAUAACAAAAGUGCAAGUUCUAAGUGGGUGGCUAAGGCUGUGGUCAAAAAGAUGAGAACAUCUGACAAGGUAAGGAUAUGUGACAUAAUCCAAGACAUGAGGCAAAAUUAUUCUGUUGGGAUAACUGUGUGUAGGGCAUGGAAAGCAAAGUUGAUUGCCAAAAUUAUCAUUAAAGGAGAUGCAGACAAGGAGUAUGCCAAUUUGUGGAGACCCUUCAUUGGGGUAGAUGGUUGUCAUUUGAAAACAAAGUAUGGAGGUCAACUAUUGAUUGUCGUUGGAAGAGACCCAAAUGACCAAUACUUCCCUUUGGCCUUUGGAGUGGUGGAAACAGAAACCAAGGAAUCAUGGAGGUGGUUUAUACAACUGUUAAUGGAAGAUAUUGGCCAAGACAAAAGAAUUGGACUGGUUGCAUUUUUUGAAGAAUUGUUUGAAAGAAUUGAACAUAGGAUAUGCUUGAGGCACUUAUAUGCGAAUUUUAAGAAGAAGUUUGGUGGAGGAGCAUUGAUAAGAGACUUGAUGAUGGGAGCAGCCAAGGCAACCUACCAACAAGCAUGGACAUUGAAGAUGAAUGAGUUGAAGGCUAUAGAUCCAAAGGCUUGGACAUGGUUUAUGGCAGUUCCUACAAAGUCUUGGUGUAAGCACGCAUUUUCAUUCUAUCCUAAGUGUGAUGUACUUAUGAAUAACAUAGCUGAGUCUUUCAAUGCCACUAUUUUGAGUGCUAGAGAUAAACCUAUAUUGACCAUGUGCGAAUGGAUUAGAAAAUAUCUGAUGAAUAGGUGUAGUACUUCUACUUUGAAACUAGACAAGUGGCCACACAAAGUGAUGCCUAUUCCUAGGAAAAGAUUAGACAAUGAGGUAGCUAUGAGUGGACAUUGGUUGCCAACCUGGGCUAUGGAAGAGAAAUUUCAGGUCACUCAUGCUUAUAACAGACAAGAGUUCAUUGUUGACAUUGCUAAAAAGAAUUGCACAUGUAAUUUUUGGGAACUAGUAGGUAUUCCAUGUAGACAUGUUGUUGCUGCAUUAGGGUUUAGACAGCAGAACCCAGAGGAUUUUGUUCAUGAGUAUUACACUAGAGACAGGCCUAGGAAGCUAAGAAUUAGGGAAAGUGGAGAAGAGGGAGCUAGAAGAAGGUUACCUGGUGUAUCUUAUAGAUGCACUAAGUGUUACAAGGUAGGACACAAUGUGAAGACAUGCAAGAGCAAGAGACAAAAUCAAAGUGCAAUGAAAAGAAAGAAGAGAAUGAGACCAAAUGCAAGUGAAGAAGGUACUAACAAUGCUGGAAGCCAGUCUGCUACAAACAAUGAGGAAAAUGAAGAAACCAAGACUGAUACAUUUGUUUGGAGAUAUAACUGA
Vicia villosa (hairy vetch) is the source of this 1569-nucleotide messenger RNA. RefSeq lists its product as uncharacterized. Gene Ontology annotation, molecular function: zinc ion binding. The transcript has 5 exons. The coding region runs from base 1 to 1569 and encodes 522 amino acids. The record is from RefSeq and is a predicted model, not a curated record. NCBI's taxonomy places the organism in Eukaryota, Viridiplantae, Streptophyta, Magnoliopsida, Fabales, Fabaceae.